Zootoca vivipara (common lizard) is the source of this 5031-nucleotide messenger RNA. It is a transcript of the gene GZF1, whose product is annotated as GDNF inducible zinc finger protein 1. The record is from RefSeq and is a predicted model, not a curated record. Gene Ontology annotation, biological process: regulation of transcription by RNA polymerase II. Gene Ontology annotation, molecular function: protein binding; DNA-binding transcription factor activity, RNA polymerase II-specific. Lineage: Eukaryota; Metazoa; Chordata; Lepidosauria; Squamata; Lacertidae. Gene Ontology annotation, cellular component: nucleus.
GAACGCCAACCAACCAGAGAUGUCCCCGCCUCAUCCCUCCGCGGUGCUCCGCGCAAAGCCUUCCCCCCGGCAACCGCGUCCGCUUCCACUUCCCUUCCCCCCGCCUCGCGUUCCCCCUCGCUCCGCCUCCUCUCGGCGUCGCCCUGACCCGCCGUGGAAGAUGGCGCUGAGCUGCCAGGUUUCAGAAAGGAAGAAGAUGCACAGUAAUGCUGUUCUCUUGGAAUCUAAAUCCUCGCCCCUCAACCUUCUAAAUGAAAUGCAGCAGCUGCGUCUCCUAGGACACCUUUGUGAUGUGACUGUCAGCGUGGAAUAUCAAGGGGUCAAGGCAGACUUUGUUGCUCAUAAAGCUGUCCUGGCAGCAACUAGCAAGUUUUUUAAAGAGGUGUUUCUCAAUGAAAAGUGCAUGGAUGGACUAAGGACAAAUGUACUCUUGAACGAGGUCCAGGUAGCGGACUUUGCAUCUUUUCUUGAGUUUGUGUAUACUGCCAGGGUAGAGGUAGAAGAAGAUCGGGUUCAACGCAUGCUGGAAAUGGCCGAGAAGCUAAAGUGCUUGGAUUUGUCGGAAACCUGCUUUCAGCUGAAGAAGCAGAUGCUCGAAUCGGUGUUGUUGGAGUUGCAGAAUUUUUCCGAGUCGCAGGAUGCGGCAGAGGACAGCGGUUCCCAGCCAGGCAACUUGCUUGAGCCGAGGGCGGUCGCUGAGACGCCGGGCGACAACACAGACCAUGUUGCAAAUUCUCCCCUCGGCAGACCCAGGGAUGACGAGGGCCUCGAGGCUCCCGCUGCUAAAUUAAAGGAGAAGCUAGAUAAGAAGAAAGAAGCCCUGAAGACGUCCUGCGCCAAGAUCAGGAGGGCCAGCGGAAGACUUGCUGGAAGGAAGGUGUUUGUGGAGAUCCCCAAGAAAAAGUACACGAGGCGCUUGCGAGAGCAGCAAAAGUACGCGGAGGCCGUUGCUGAGGAGAGUAGGCUCUGCAAAGACCACAGCAUCCAUAAGGAAGGGGAGAAGAAAGAAGAAGAAGAGGAGGAGAAAGAACAAGUGGUUAGCGUUGUGAAAUCUGAAAGCAAAGGGUGCGAUGGUACCGACGACCUGGAGGAAAAUGUGACUAAAUUGGAGGACGAUAAAAAGAACCGCGGCGGCAACUUCACCUGCAGCACCUGCGAGAGAGAGUUCCUGUAUGAGAAGAGCUUUCUGAAGCACAUCAGGCACAGCCACGGGAUCGCAGCCGAAGUUAUUUACCGUUGCGAAACCUGCAGCCAGACUUUUGCCAACCGGUGCAACCUCAAAAGCCACGAGCGCCACGUCCACAGCAGCGAGCGCCACUUCCCUUGCGAGCUCUGUGGUAAGAAGUUCAAGAGGAAGAAGGACGUCAAGAGGCACAUUCUGCAGGUUCAUGAGGGUGGUGGGGAGCGACAUCACUGCCUACAAUGUGGAAAGGGUUUGAGCUCCAAAACGGCCUUGAGGCUUCAUGAAAGGACACAUACAGGCGACAAGCCUUAUGGGUGCACAGAGUGUGAGGCUAAGUUUUCUCAGCCUUCGGCACUUAAAACACACAUGAGAAUCCAUACUGGUGAAAAGCCUUUCGUUUGUAGCGAUUGUGGAGCAAAAUUCACGCAGAAUCACAUGCUUAUCUAUCAUAAAAGAUGCCACACAGGGGAACGGCCUUUCAUGUGUGAAACGUGUGGGAAGAGCUUUGCCUCUAAGGAGUAUCUGAAACACCACAACCGAAUCCACACGGGGUCCAAGCCAUUUAAAUGCGAAGUUUGCUUCCGAACGUUUGCACAGAGGAAUUCAUUGUAUCAGCACAUAAAAGUUCAUACAGGUGAGCGUCCCUACUGUUGUGAUCAGUGCGGCAAACAGUUCACCCAGCUCAAUGCCCUCCAACGCCAUCAUCGGAUUCACACAGGGGAGAAACCGUUCAUGUGCAACGCUUGUGGUCGGACAUUUACUGACAAAUCUACUCUUCGGCGGCACACCUCUAUUCAUGAUAAAAACACACCUUGGAAGUCUUUCCUUGUAGUUGUUGAAGGAGCUUCUAAGAAUGAUGAGGAUCAUAAAACAGAGGCAGACUAUAACGUGACUCGUUCCAAAAUAUCCGAGAAGCUGCUGUCGUUCUCUGAAAAUGGGCACUAUCAGAGUCUGACGGCUAUCCAAGGAAAUAUGACGGCGCUGCAUGAAAAUGGCUCAUCCACAGUAACAGACUGCAAAUCAAAGGGCGCUUCGGGGUCUCCAGAAACCGCCGUAGCUACAACUUUGCAUGAUCUCACAGUGUUGCACACCCAAACCGACUCAUUUCAGCCUCCACUUUACACCUUGGUGACUAUAGAAUAGCACUUGCUACAAAGAAGAAAACUCUAGCUGGGGAUAAUCUCUGAAAUACUGUAGUACACAGUAUCCAUUAUCCAUGUAAAGAAGAAGAAAGGGUUACUACAUGGAUGAUCUUAAUAUCCUGGAUUCUCAAAACCAUUACUUUUUGAGUUGUCUUUCAACUGAAGGAUUAUCUCCCAUCCCGUUUGUUAAAGAGAAAAUUAUUCUCCCUUUUGUAUGCUGUCUCUGUAAUUUUGAAGUAGAUUUCAGAUUACAGAGUCAGUGGGAAAAAGGGAAGGUUCACCGCUGUUUUAAUCCAGAUUUUUCCUUUCCUUCAGCAGAAUGGUUUACUUGGAGAGAUUGUUUUCCCUCUGAAAGGAGACUCGUUCUGUGCUGGUGGUGUUUAAAAUCUCUUAAUCGACGCUGAUUUUACAUUGUAUGGAAACUAACGUGAGAUCAUAUAGCGCAAUCUCUGUGGGCCCAAUAUGAAAUGCAGUUUUAAUAAAUUGCUGCUGCUGCUGUUGUUUUUAAACAUUGGGGCAUGCCUGACCCUGCUCUUUCAAGCUCUUGAAUAAGUUAAUUUGGUAAAUGUUUGGAAAACCCGGUUUGUAAAAGUGCUGGAGCUCCACUGCAGUUCAUAUGCUAAAUCCGUACUUUUAUCAGAUAGAUUGUUCUACACAACUUGGUAGUGGAUUUCAGAGUGGCGUUACUGGAUUUUGUUCAGAAUUUGUGGAGGGAUUUCACAAGCUUUUUAAAAAAAUACUCUAUGGUCCAAACUUCCUCCUAAGUACCUGGCACUCGGUGAACCUUUUCUCUGUACUCCUUCCUGUCUCCUCAGUCCCACCUACAAACUCGCUGUCUUUUAAUGGUCUCAACAGUCCGUUCUGUCACAUGCGCGCGUACCCAAGCCACAUGCGCAUCUUCAGCUUCUGUUACAAAAAUACCAUUUCCAUACAUUCCCUGUACAGAUAGGACCUUCACUAAAUUGCUCUUCAUUGCCCAGAGGACCUUAGUAUUCUUCCCAGCCUCUUGUGAUCCCAGUGCCCCACAUAUGGGAGUUGUGUGCUGGCCACGAGACAAGAAGUUCUGUCACGUUAUAAAUUUAAUUGGCAGCAUACUUCUAAAACAAAUUGCUCCAAAGUAAUGAAUGCAGGACUGCAGGCCAUCUGUUGUGGCUCCCCACUCCUCUUCCCCUUUGUGCUACAGCUGGUAAAAUCUUCUUUGUUCAGGUUUCUGGCAACGGUUUCAUUAUCUGGGUGAGUACACUUCUUGCUUUUGUACUCGCUAGAAUGUUUGUCCCAAAGGCUACAGAAUGUACUGGGAAAUUAAAAUUAUAACCUGAAUUGGCAUUCAGGGGAAUGGCUAGCAGUCAUUUAAAAGCUCAUUGAGAUUUCCAAGCUCAGCUUCUAAAGGUUUUGCAAAAUGUGUUUUGCAUGAAAAGAGAGUUAGCGGACAUACCGUAGUUGGAAGUUGAAGCGAAGCAACUGCCAAAAUUUUAAGAAAUGCGUGUUUCUUUUUAAAUGUUGAUUUCCUUGUCAUAGGGCUGAAGGAGGAGAAUACUUAAUUUGUUUUUGCUAAAAACGCAUCAAUACUGUGCCUUCCUGCUUUUAAAUUCAGGAAAAAUGAAGUGCCAAAUGCAAAACUUAUUUACGUUCCGACAUUCCACUGGAUUCCAGCAGAACUUGCUAGUGCAACUAUUAGGAGUAAUUGUAAUUUAUGAAUAUGUCACCCAGCUCACUAAAGCACUGGCUAAUGGGAUCUGUUUUUCAACCCCUCUUUCUGUCCUGAGAUAAAAUCAAGUUCAGUGUGUUUUAGCUUAGACAGUGUUAUAACCGGACAUGGUUUUAUAAAACACAACUGAGAAUGUUAACUACUUCUUUCAAACGGCUGUGAUUUCACUCUCUUUAACUUUAUAAGAUUCAUUUUGAUGCAUUUUUCCUUUUCAAGAAGUGAUUGCAAUGGUUAAUUAAGCGUGCACAUUCCCUGCUCUGGCUUAAUUGCAGGAUCGGCCCUGCACCCAUUCACAAUACUAGCAUAUGACUGAGUGUGCGCAUAGUACUGUUAUUUCCAAAGGAAGAGACAUGUUUCAGAAAAGUAAUCCAAGUAUGUAACAGCAAAUUAUUUUCUCAAGGUAAUGAUGGACUCAGUUUAUCAGUGUAAAGUGCUUUGGGUCACAUCUGAUCCUUUUCAUCUUGCUGUAUGUUUUGGCAAAGUAUACUCUGGAUUCACGCUUGGACUUUUCUAAAGCUCCCCCCCCCCCUUCAUUCAAAAAAUGAAUGAUGUUUGUUCAAAAUCACUCAGAGGAGGAAAACAAUCUUGGCUAACUUUGGUACAAGUAUCACAAACAGAUAACUUAGGAUCCUGCUUUCAUAUUUUACUUGUUGAAAGGCAAUGCAAUAAAAGAUCAGUCCAACUAUGUAUCAGUUUUGUUUUGUUUGUGAAACCCCUUAGUAGGAGUUUGUUACCAUUUACUCCUUGUUUAUUUUAAUUCAUUAAAAGGGGUCUUUUUUUAGAAAGACUGGAAGAGCUUCUAUUUAAAUAUUUAUUUUGUAAUCCAUGUGGCUCCAUUUUGACAUUAGAAUUUUAACGACCAAUUACAAAGAAUUUGUAGUAAAUAUUUAAAUCCUUAUGUUAGUAAAUAUAGGUAGGGAUUUUUAUUUUUACUCUACGGAGAUGUGAAAGUGGGUUCACUUGUAUGAACUGGUAAACCCCAUUAAAAGAUUUUUUUU